AUGGCAGACGACAGCACCCGUCAAUCUGCUAGCGAGGCCUUCGAGAAGAGUAAGGAGGCUAGCAGCAAAGCAGCAGGAGAUAUGCGAGAGAAAGCUGCAGAUUUAAGUGCAGCAGCAAAGGAGAAGGGAUGUGCUGCAGCAGAAGCAACACGAGAAAAAGCAAGAGAAGCUAAAGAGCGUAGCAGCGAAGCAUGCAGCUCUGCUGCUGACUCUGCUCACGGGAAGGGGCAAGAGGCUUCAGAACAAGGCCAAUCAAUGUAUGAAACAAUUAGCGAGAAGGCACACAGUAUGAAAGAUUCUGUUGCUGAUGCAGUUAGCAAUACUAUGACUGCAGCAAAAGACAAGGCUGUCUCUGCUAAAGAUACUGUCUCUGAGGGCGUCACGAAGCUCCGCAGCGAUGCAGCAGACCUUAUCUCUCCUAAGUAA
Eimeria acervulina is the source of this 426-nucleotide messenger RNA. RefSeq lists its product as hypothetical. NCBI's taxonomy places the organism in Eukaryota, Apicomplexa, Conoidasida, Eucoccidiorida, Eimeriidae. The transcript has a single exon. Bases 1 to 426 code for a protein of 141 amino acids. The record is from RefSeq and is a predicted model, not a curated record.